AUGUCUUCCUCUCUAACAGAUGUAUUUGGCUUUUCCGAAGACAGCCAAACUAACACGAUAGCUCUUUUGCGGAUGGUGGAGCAAUGGGAUGGAGAGGACCAAAAUCGCAAAUGUCAAGCGUUGUCCAAUCAAGAUGAUGCGGAGAUUCAACAAUGUCUACACAAUAUUCCUGACGGCCUUAUCUUAGACUUCUUACUAAAAUAUUUCGCGCGCGAGGUGAAUUGCCCGACUUGUGAUGUCUAG
Penicillium concentricum is the source of this 243-nucleotide messenger RNA. RefSeq lists its product as uncharacterized. The record is from RefSeq and is a predicted model, not a curated record. The coding region runs from base 1 to 243 and encodes 80 amino acids. The transcript has 3 exons. NCBI's taxonomy places the organism in Eukaryota, Fungi, Ascomycota, Eurotiomycetes, Eurotiales, Aspergillaceae.